AUGUCAUCCAUCGAAAGUUAUUUAUCCGCACAGAUAUUGGCUGCUAAAUCAAUAACCGAUAAUGUUUAUGAUGGAAUUGUUUAUGUUUCUCAUUCGCUUUCGGAAACUGCAAAAUACGAAAUCCUGAAACCACUGUUACCAAGCAUUACUGCUUACUCUGAGAUCCAUAAAGAUAUCGAAAAUACUACUACACUGAUUGCAGUCGAUAGAAAUGUUGUUCCGUCUAGGAAGCUGAUUUUUGCAGGAACAGGACCAGUUAAUCGCGAUCACGAUGACGUGCGCCGUUUCGGUAUAGCUGCUCGAAACGGUAUGAAAUUAGCUUUGAAAACUGGCAUGAAAGCACCGUUAAUUUUAACUUUACCACAUAAGAAAUACCCACAGGCAGAGUUAGUAUCAGCUCUUGGCAUAAUGCAUGAACUCUAUAUACCACUGAAUGUACGAGAAGAGAAAAAAACCAAAACGCUAAUGAAAUUAGUAAAAGCACUUGAUGCAUCAUUUACGGUUUGUCGCGAUAUUGGCGAUUCUGAUCCUCAAAGGAUGUCACCACCUUACGUCGCAGAGUAUGUUACUAAUGCAUUUAAUGGAACAAACAUCAGCAUUCGUAUAAUAUCUGAUGUCACUGAAAUUGAACGCGAAUUUCCACUUAUGGCAGCUGUAAAUCGUGCAGCAAAUAAUGUCAAAGAUCAUCAGGCACGUCUAAUAUGGCUUGAGUACAAUCCAGAAGGUUCUUGUAACGAGACGAUCAUGCUUGUGGGCAAGGGUGUUACAAUAGAUACUGGUGGCGCUGAUUUGAAAACGGGUGGAAACAUGUUUGGGAUGUGUCGCGACAAAUAUGGUGCUGCAGUUGUUGCUGGUAUUUUCAAAGCUUUGGAAAUUUUGAAGCCAAAGCAUGUUAAGUUUUGUGGCUACAUGUGCAUGGUCCGAAACAGUAUUGGUUCGAGCUCUUAUACAUGUGAUGAAAUAAUUCGUUCACGUAGUGGUAAACGUAUUGCAAUAUAUAACACUGACGCGGAAGGUCGUAUUACGAUGCUUGAUCCUCUGACAAACAUGGUUGAGUUGGCCAAAUUAGAGAAGAAGCCACGAUUGUUCACAUUGGCUACACUGACUGGUCAUUGCAUACUGAGCUACGGCUACAUGGCAGCGGCAAUAGAUAAUGGUCCGGCACGUGUAGAUCAUACCGCUGAAACAAUUCGUGACUGGGGUGAUGUAUUUGGACAACCCGUUGAAGUAUCGCGGUUACACUGGGAGGACUUUGAUUUUCACGAAGCUGAAAGUGAGGCAGCAGACAUACGACAAUCAAACACAUUACCAUCAGUGAGAACACUACGUGGUCAUCAAGGGCCAGCUGCAUUUCUUUUAAAAGGUUCAAGACUGGAUGAACAUGGAUGUGACUCAGUGACUCCUAUUGCAUAUACACACAUUGAUAUGGGUGCUUGUAUGGGAUCACAUCCUAAAGUGAGUUAUCCCAAUCCAUUACUGGCGCUGGUUGCAACGUACAUCUUUCCUCAUAUCAGUUUAUCGUUCAAGAUGUGA
This is a messenger RNA of Brugia malayi, 1533 nucleotides long. RefSeq lists its product as uncharacterized. Gene Ontology annotation, cellular component: cytoplasm. The transcript has 12 exons. Gene Ontology annotation, biological process: proteolysis. Lineage: Eukaryota; Metazoa; Nematoda; Chromadorea; Rhabditida; Onchocercidae. Gene Ontology annotation, molecular function: manganese ion binding; metalloaminopeptidase activity. The record is from RefSeq and is a predicted model, not a curated record. The coding region runs from base 1 to 1533 and encodes 510 amino acids.